AUCCUAUACGUCCCGGCAGCGGGCUGCCCUACUACUGGAACGUGGAGACCGACCUGGUGUCCUGGCUGCCCCCCACCGACCCCAACUCCGUCGUCACCAAAGCCGCCAAGAGGCUCAAGGGGGGGGCAGAACCCGAGGAAACCCCCGAAAGGGGCUACGAGAAGGAGGAGCCCCCCCGGGAGCGACGCUUCCACCGGCGCGAGGAGGCGGCGCCGUACCCCAAAAGCAAGAAAA
Messenger RNA from Calidris pugnax (ruff), 234 nucleotides. RefSeq names its product polyglutamine binding protein 1 (gene PQBP1). The record is from RefSeq and is a predicted model, not a curated record. Gene Ontology annotation, molecular function: protein binding. Lineage: Eukaryota; Metazoa; Chordata; Aves; Charadriiformes; Scolopacidae. The annotation marks the transcript as partial. The transcript has 2 exons.